CCUCUCCUUUCGUGUGCAUCCCGUCAUUCCAUCCAUCCAUCCGUUUCAUCCCCCUCCAAGACAGCCCGCCAUCCCUUGAGCAGCGUGCCGCCUGUCAUCCCGUCCAUCCUCUCUCUCUCUCACCAUGCAGCAUCUCUCCGCCUGUGUCCUUCUCCUACUCACAACGUCAUCAGCCGCCUCCCUCCUGGCCCAUGACUUCGACAGAACGCAUGACAUUCUCUCGUCGGCCUUCACUGAGAUGAGCAAUCAUCUGGAGCAGUCGGGGCUCAGUGUCGACCCCGCAUUCCUCCACGAGUCGGCCCACAAUGCCGCCAAGGACGUCCUGCACGUGCUGGAGACCCACAGACAGACACCAGCAGCAGGAGCACCGGACAGAAAUGGGACGGCCGUCUCCAUGCUGGCCAUGCAGCAGCCAGGAAGUUACGACCUCGGUAAGGAACGCAGAGAAAGGAGAGAAAGGAUACGUCCUUGCCUUACUGUCAUUUGCUCUCUACGGUGCAGUGCAUCAGGUGCAGACGCUCGUCGAGAAGCACCUGGUCGGUGAGAGCCCCAACAAGCAGACAGACAGACAGGCAGGCAAAGCAUCAGUCUUCUGUGUGUGUUCGUCAGCUGUUGUGUGCGGAGACGGCUCUCCGCAAGGCCACGGCCCGCUGCGACGCUGCAGUGGCACACAUCCAGAAGAUACUCGCCACAUCUCAGAGGAAAGUCGCCACAGACGCACACGUAAGCAGGGCAGGAUGGGCAUGAUCCCCAGGACAGCGGGCCACAAGACCACUUUGUGUGCGUGCAGGAGAUCUUGACGAUGUCGGCUUUGGCCACGAUGGAGGCCAACCUGCGGAAGGCCAUCCAGCGGUGCCACGACGCCCUGACCAAAAUCCACAGAGACACCGUAGGGGGCAAAACGGUUCGAGAGCCCAUCAUCCCCCGUGUGCGUCUUACUGCUUGCAGCAACAGCACGAGAGAGAGGCCGCCGCCCAGCAGAACGCCAUCAAAGCCGAGAUUGUCAGAUAUUUCAGGAGCGCACCAUAGAUAGAUGGUGCAGAUGUGACUGUGCCAUGCUUUGCUCAGGAGAGUCGUCGCAAUCAGCUGCUCCAGAUCAAGGCGACGCUAAGUGCGGCCUUCCAGGGAGGCACCUUCUCCUCAUCUGUACGCAGCUGGCGCCACACAGCGCCGCUGAGAGCAUGUACGUGUCGCGCCUUUGUGUACUGUGUCGGCCAGGGCAGUCCAGGUGACUCGGGGUGCUGCAGCCAGGACAAGCUGACCGACUGUUUGCUGCCCGCCGUGGACGCCGCACCCAACCCCCUCAUGCAGUGUGUGGCCACACACAUGUGUGUCGGAAGCGGCUCAUCCCUCGUCCAGACCAGCGCCGCAGCUGCCAAUGGUCACGAGACAUACACAUGUCGAUUGCCUUGUCGUGUCUUGGCGACAUGGUGUGUGUGUCGGUUCAGGCAGCAGCACGAUUCAGAUGGCCAACGAGAACCAGGCAGCUUUCCCACAGCUGAGCAACGGUAUGGGCAUUACGACACCAGCGAGCUGAUGGCAACAGCUGCUUGUGGACGUGUGUAUCUCGCUCAGAUGAGGAUUUCGUUUUCGGCCUGCCGGCGAACAACCCGAGCACUGACGGCCAUUACUACCCCUCACUCAUGCAAAUGAAGACAAGUGCGCAGACACAUGUACAUCGAUUCAUGUGACUGUCUGCUGUGCGUCGUUUCUCUCUGCAGAGUCCGUCCUGGCUCACCGGCAGACGGCCACAAGAGAAGACGAGACCAUUUGAAGGCCGUGUGUGUGUGCGAUCAGCUAGUGGACUGCGGUGUGCCUCUGUCUGUGACUCUGUCGUUUGGCAAAUAGGCAGACAGAGACAAACGGAGUAAGUGUUGUGUCUGUGACCUUUGAGUUAAUGCAUUGAAGUAUGAG
Molecule: messenger RNA, 1914 nt
Organism: Vitrella brassicaformis
Lineage: Eukaryota; Vitrellaceae
Source: the annotation of a GenBank genome assembly